ACGCCGUUUCCAAGGACACAAGUGUAAAUCAUCUCAUCGAAAAGUUGCUGUUUAUUCGAUUUGGCUGCAAAUAAGUGAAAAUGAUUCCUCCAAACGCAUCACUUGUCAAAUAUGACAAUCCUGUGCUUGUUAGUAGAAAUGUGGACAAGAAGACACCAAAGGCUCGUGCCUUAAAAGCAAGUCCAGUUCCACCAACAGGCACUGGUCCAGUGCCAAAUCCUCCAGCUAAGCAGAAACUCGCACCUGUUGAUGCCAAAGCUGCCCAGCAAACAGAUGAAAUCCUAAAUUCAAUUCUCCCUCCAAGAGAAUGGACAGAAAGCGGUCAGUUGUGGGUACAGCAGGUUUCAAGCACACCAGCUACUAGGUUAGAUGUUGUUAACCUCCAAGAGGAGCUUGACAGACGGCUGCAGCAACGUCAGGCAAGGGAGACUGGAAUUUGCCCAGUACGCAGAGAACUUUACUCACAAUGUUUUGAUGAGCUGAUUCGUCAGGUGACCAUAAACUGUGCAGAGAGAGGGUUGUUAUUACUUCGUGUUAGAGAUGAGAUUAGAAUGACAAUAGCUGCAUACCAGACCUUGUAUGAGAGCAGUGUGGCUUUUGGUAUGAGAAAAGCCCUACAAGCAGAGCAGGGAAAAGCUGACAUGGAGAAAAGGAUUGCUGAGCUGGAAGAUGAGAAACGAGAGCUUGAGAAGAAUGUAAAUGAGCUCAAAGCCAAAUGUGAACAAAUUGAGAAGAGAGCUCAAGAACAGAGACAAGUUGAGGAGAAGAAACAUACAGAAGAAAUUCAGUUCUUGAAGAGAACAAAUCAACAAUUGAAGACACAACUUGAAGGAAUUAUUGCACCCAAGAAAUAAAUGAAAGUGACGAAAUACAAACUGUUCUGUUCACGCGUUUUUUACUGUGAUAUUCUAUAUAUAUCUGAGAGCAAUAAGUAUUGAUAUCUGCUGAUAAAAAAAAACAAUAAAAGUAUUGUGUAGCAUUUACAAAGAUAAUGUAUUGUACUGAAUCCGAGCCAAUUAUUUUACUGUAUUCAGGCCAUAUGCAAGUGAAAAUUAACUUAUUGCAUUCACAGAGGACUUAAAUUGAACAUUUCAAGAACACAAAUAUUUGAACUAUUGUGUAUUAAAAAAACAGGCUAAAACAGUAAGCCUUGUUUUGUUAGACGAGGUCUGGAAUACAGAAUGAAACUGCUGUAAGUUAUUUAUUCAUGAAAAUGCAUUUGUUUUUUUUCUAAAACAUAUUUUUGUUAAUAAAUCUUCACACCUAUGUUUGGUAUAAUGAAUUUACUGUUUAUAAGUGAAAUGUGCAGGCCAUCUUUUUACAGAUGGUGUAUAAAAACUGCUGAAAAUUGAUUAAAACAAAUUUAGAAGUACUUAAUGCCAAGCACUUUUCUUUAAGGUACUCUGUUCAAUAAUCAAUAUUCAUUAGAUCUGAGUCACCUGAAACGUCUUGUGAUAAAAUAUUCAAUGAAACUCGAGGUAAAAAAAACUAUAAAAUUUGUUACUGAAAUUUUAUAUUGCAUGAGUUUACAUAAUAUAUUAUUAUGCAUAAAUAACAUUCCAUAUUAUUAAAAUCAUUUUGAAACUAUGAA
Messenger RNA from Mercenaria mercenaria, 1591 nucleotides. RefSeq names its product 33 kDa inner dynein arm light chain, axonemal. The transcript has 6 exons. Gene Ontology annotation, cellular component: axoneme; filopodium. The record is from RefSeq and is a predicted model, not a curated record. The coding region runs from base 81 to 854 and encodes 257 amino acids. NCBI's taxonomy places the organism in Eukaryota, Metazoa, Mollusca, Bivalvia, Venerida, Veneridae. Gene Ontology annotation, molecular function: dynein heavy chain binding.